Drosophila teissieri is the source of this 1938-nucleotide messenger RNA. It is a transcript of the gene Spt-I, whose product is annotated as serine palmitoyltransferase 1. The transcript has 6 exons. NCBI's taxonomy places the organism in Eukaryota, Metazoa, Arthropoda, Insecta, Diptera, Drosophilidae. Gene Ontology annotation, biological process: ceramide biosynthetic process; sphingosine biosynthetic process. The record is from RefSeq and is a predicted model, not a curated record. Gene Ontology annotation, cellular component: endoplasmic reticulum. The coding region runs from base 264 to 1670 and encodes 468 amino acids. Gene Ontology annotation, molecular function: serine C-palmitoyltransferase activity; pyridoxal phosphate binding.
UUCAGUUCAAAAUUUAAAUAAUAUGGGUAAAUUCUCGGUAACUGCCAACUAAAAUUUAAAAUCAGCUGCAAUUGUUCGUAUCUUUUUGAUAAUUGUGGAUCUUAUAGUGAGCUUUAAGCUUGCCCUUUAAGAACCUUAAAGAUAUCCGCACAUUGGUAUUUUUUAGUACAUUCUCUUUACCAGCUGUUUCGGUGGAUAUUUCACUAUAGUUCAUGCUAUAGUUAACUGAGUUUUGUGAAAGCGCACAGAAGCAAACUCCCAAUAUGGUGGCCAUCCAAUUGUUCAACGAAAUCGGCAGUAUUUUCCGAAACACCCCCACGUUUGCCCUCGUUUUGGAGACCCUACUGGUCAUAACCGUAAUUUGGCUGCUGCUCCACAGGCGAGGAGGAGGUCGUCGUCGCCAGCUGACCAAGGAGGAGGAAGACCGCAUAAUCGCCGACUAUGAACCAGAGCCCUUGGUGGCGGACACCGAUCCCAACCAUCCGCUGCUGCACACACGUGUUGUGCAGUCCAAGGUGGGCAAGCGAAUAAAGGUCGAUGGCCACGACUGCCUAAACCUGGGCUCGCACAACUACCUUGGCUUCCUCGAGGACCAGGAGAUACUGGAGGAGGCGUGCACGUCGCUGCGCAAGUACGGAGUAGGAUCCUGCGGACCUCGUGGCUUCUACGGCACUAUGGACGUGCAUCUGGACCUGGAGGAUCGUAUUGCCAAGUUCAUGGGCCUGGAGGAGGCUAUUGUGUAUUCGUACGGCUUCUCGACCGUGGCCAGUGCGAUUCCCGCAUAUGCCAAGCGUGGCGACCUUAUCUUUGUGGAUGAGGCUGUUAACUUUGCCAUCCAGAAGGGCCUGGAUGCCUCGCGCAGCACAAUCGUUUUCUUUAAGCACAAUGACGUUCAGGAUCUGGAACGUCUGCUGGUUGAACAAGAAAAGCGAGACCAGAAGAAUCCGAAAAAGGCGGCCAAGACACGGCGCUUCCUCGUCGCCGAGGGUAUCUAUAUGAACACAGGCGAAAUCUGUCCACUUCCCGAGCUGGUGGCCUUGCGUCAGAAGUACAAGCUGCGUUUGUUCAUCGACGAAAGCAUCUCCUUUGGUACACUGGGCCAGGGUGGUCACGGAGUUACGGAGCACUUUAAUGUCGAUCGUGAUGAAGUCGAUCUGAUAUCCGCCGGAAUGGAGGGAUCGAUGGCAACAGUCGGUGGCUUCUGCGUUGGCUCGCACUUCAUAGCCGAGCACCAGCGCCUCUCUGGCUUGGGCUACAUCUUCUCGGCCUCCCUGCCGCCCAUGCUCACCCAGGCGGCUAUCUCAGCAUUGGAUCGAUUCGAGCGAGAACCACAAAUCUUCGAGCAGUUGCAGGCCAAGUCUAAGGUGUUGCACCAGAAGUUUUUGAGAUUCAGCAAGCUGACCCUGCGCGGCGAUGAGUUGUCGCCAGUGAAGCACUUGUACUUGGCCCAACCCGCCGAGAAUUUUGAUAAGGAACUGAAACUUCUAACAGAGCUGGCUGAUAAGUGCAUUUCUCGAGGAGUGGCUGUGGUACAGGCUGCCUACCUGCAGAACAGGGAACGCCAACCAGUCCGUCCCAGCAUUCGCAUUGCCGUCAACCGUUUGCUGGAGAGUGCGGAAAUAGACAGUGCAUUCGAGGUCAUCGAGAGUGUGUCCAGCUCCGUCCUAUAAGCCUCCUUGUUGGAAGCGAAUGAUGUUCUUUCGACAAUGGCCUUACUGUUAAGUUUAAAGGCCUGCAGGCCCCAUCAUUUUUCCAUCACUUCUUCACGACCAGUCCAGUAUGAAUUGUAUAAGCUAAUAACUAGCCCUGCACUUGCUCCAUAGCUCUUUGUUGCAUUGCAUUCUAACAAAAACUGUAGGUCUAGGAAAAUUUUCAAAGAUUACACGUUAUAGAUAACAGAGCUGGUUAAAUAAAACUAUUAAGUUUAUGUGGUAGUUG